Molecule: messenger RNA, 839 nt
Organism: Erigeron canadensis
Lineage: Eukaryota; Viridiplantae; Streptophyta; Magnoliopsida; Asterales; Asteraceae
Exons: 2
Coding region: 113-613 (166 amino acids)
Cellular component (GO): endoplasmic reticulum
Source: RefSeq, a predicted model, not a curated record
UGAAGAACAUAAUGUAAAAGUCAACUGAUCAGAUUUACCAACUCCUCCAACUUGUUCAACCUUGAAAGACAAAAUUCACAAAGAAAAACAGGUCUGAAAGAAAGAAGUGAAAAUGGGGGCAUUGAUGAAGGUAACAGACACAAUCCUGUUCAUAUUCUUUCUAAUAAUAGCAAUUGCAGCACCACUACUUGAUGCUCAAACAUGUCUUCCUUCACAUAUCUUCCCACAACUACUCAUUGACCUCAAAACUUGGUACGCCCAUGAAUAUGGAGAUUACCUGGUCUCUGAAAAACCACAUUUUUUCAUUGGCAUUGUUUGGGUUGAGCUUCUGUUCGCUUGGCCCCUUUCGAUCGCUUCGCUUUACGGUAUUCUUGCUCGGAAAUCUUGGUUGCCCACCACCUGUUUGAUGUAUGGCGUCUCCACUUUUACUGCUAUGGUUGCAAUAUUAUCCGAGCUUCUGGGAUCUGGAAAAGCAUCAGAUAAGCUACUGAAGAUGUACACUCCUUUCUUGGGUUUUGCUGUUUUAGCCAUCUUGCGGGGCCUGUUACCACAUUCUCGAAGGUCUAAUGCAAUUGGCACACGACCUGCUAUGUUAAGGAAAAAGAGAGCUUGAAUGGUUUCCCAAAAUCUGCACAGGGGGUGAAGCUAUCUCAAAUCUUCAUAUCUCGUGCUGAUCCACAUGAAAGUUCGAUUUAGAGUUUUGCAGUUUUUGUAUCAGUAGAUUUGUGUAAUGAAUCAAUGCAUGUUUGUUACCUAGUUUUAUGAAUUCUUAAGAAUCAAGGAUUAUAAUAUUGUUAUAACUGGGUGUAGAAAUCGUGAUUUUCUCAUUGGUCUUGGUA